Messenger RNA from Cryptococcus wingfieldii CBS 7118, 480 nucleotides. RefSeq lists its product as hypothetical. The record is from RefSeq and is a predicted model, not a curated record. NCBI's taxonomy places the organism in Eukaryota, Fungi, Basidiomycota, Tremellomycetes, Tremellales, Cryptococcaceae. The transcript is spliced from 4 exons. Bases 1 to 480 code for a protein of 159 amino acids.
AUGUACUUCCCAGCCGCCGCCUCGCUCGUCAGCCUUAUCCUCCUCCCCGCCACUCUGGGUAUGGCGAUCGACCCCCACAGCGUCCAUGCCAGGGACCUCGAAGGGAGGGCAGACUUGACUGUUCAGCCGCAAUGCAAUGGCGGGUCUCUAAGUGCGCACGAUUGUAACGUCGCGCUACUCUCCUUGGGAGGAGGUAUCCAAGGUGCUAUCCAGUUCCUCCGGGUGGAUGCUACUACCAACUCUUCCUCCAGUAACGGUUGUACCAUGACCGUCACCGCCGCUGAUGGUGGAACUGCCAUCGACAUUAGCAAGGGCAGAUUGGAGCAAGCGCAAAAGGCUGCUAUUGACAAGUGCGGCCAGCAGGCUUGGACGGUGACUGCUACUGGAGGCAGUACGGGCGGUAAUCUCAAGAUUGAGCAGUCGGCAGAUGCGGGUAGCAAUGCUGCUGUGACUGCAGCAACCUCGGGCUGUUCUUCGUGA